This is a messenger RNA of Cucurbita moschata (crookneck pumpkin), 1819 nucleotides long. Its product is annotated as UDP-glycosyltransferase 73C6-like. The record is from RefSeq and is a predicted model, not a curated record. The transcript has a single exon. Gene Ontology annotation, molecular function: UDP-glycosyltransferase activity. The coding region runs from base 288 to 1694 and encodes 468 amino acids. NCBI's taxonomy places the organism in Eukaryota, Viridiplantae, Streptophyta, Magnoliopsida, Cucurbitales, Cucurbitaceae.
CUUCUAGAAGAUUGUUCCACGUGUUUCUCGUUGGCUUCAAAUUAAGGAAAAGAAAAAAUAAAAUAUAUCGGACUGAUCGCACUCUUGCAAAUCAAGUUAAUUUUGUUUUAUUUGUUAGGUUUCUUUUAAAGAAAAUAAUAUUGUUUAUUUACCUCGUUGUAUUAUGUAGCUUUCAAAAAUUGACCGGACCGAUCAUCUUUUUAACAAUAGUGAUUGAGCUUACCCGAAUCCCAAUCAGAGCACCAUAUUUGGCCUCAUCGUUCUGCAGAACCUUCAAUUCAGUUUACAUGGCUACCCCUCACUUCCUUUUGUUCCCAUUCAUGGCACAAGGCCAUAUGAUCCCCAUGGUUGACCUCGCCAAGCUUCUCGCCCACCGUGGCGCCAUUGUCACCAUCGUCCUCACACCCAACAACGCCGCCCGCAACCACUCUGUUCUUUCUCGCGCCAUCGAUUCCGGCUUGCAGAUCCGUGUCGUCCAGCUGGAGUUUCCAUGGAAGGAAGGUGGUCUCCCAGAAGGGUGCGACAAUGUCGACUUGCUUCCUUCGCUUACCUCCAUGUCCACUUUCUUCAAAGCCGCCAGUCUCCUUUACGACCCUUCCGAAAAAUUGUUCCUCCAACUCCAUCCCCGUCCCGCUUCCAUAAUCUCCGAUAUGAAUCUUCCCUGGACCCUCCAACUUGCUCAAAAAUUUCAUGUCCCGAGACUCGUUUUCUAUAGUUAUAGUGCCUACUUUCUCCACUGUUUGCAGGGCUUAAUGACCCACCGUGAUCCUGUCGAGUUUCACAAGUCGGAGUUACCUAGAGCCACCGACGCAGACCUGGCCAAGUUUGGGGUUGAAAUGAUGCUGGCCGAUGCGCAAUCUUACGGCGUUGUUUUUAAUUCUUUCGAGGAGAUGGAGCCUAAGUAUGUAGCCGAGUGUAGAAAGACAAGAGAAUCGCCAGAAAAGGUGUGGUGCGUCGGCCCUGUUUCCCUUUGCAACAACGACAAACUCGACAAAGCAGAAAGAGGCAACAAAGCCUCAAUCGACCAACACCAAUGCAUCGAAUGGCUCGACGGGCAGCAACCAACAUCCGUGGUCUAUGUCUCUCUGGGAAGCAUCUGCAAUUUGGUGACGGCCCAACUCAUAGAGCUGGGAUUGGGAUUGGAGGCGUCGAACAAGCCAUUUAUUUGGGUCAUAAGGAAGGCAAACCUUACCGAAGAGCUACUGAAAUGGCUGGAGGAGUAUGAUUUGGAGGGGAAAACCAAAGGGAGAAGCCUCGUGAUUCGUGGAUGGGCUCCUCAAGUUCUCAUACUCUCCCACCCUUCAAUUGGGUGCUUUCUGACGCACUGCGGUUGGAAUUCGAGCAUCGAAGGGAUUUCGGCGGGCGUGCCGAUGAUCACGUGGCCGCUGUUUGCGGACCAAGUGUUCAAUUAUAAGCUAAUCGUAGAGGUUCUGAAGGUGGGUGUGGGUAUGGGGGUGGAGACAGUUAUGCACUGGGGGGAGGAGGAGGAGAUAGGGGUGGUUGUGAAGAGAGAGAAAGUGAGAGAAGCCAUAGAAAUGGUGUUUGAUGGAGAGGACAGAGAGGAGAUGAGGCAGAGAUCCAAGAAGCUUGCAGUAAUGGCGAAGAGAGCUGUAGAAGAAGGGGGGUCGUCUCACAGGGACAUCAAGCUGCUGAUUGAAGAUACUGUUGCUCAUGGAGGAGACCAUGAGAUUUGAAGCUGUCGAUGAUUAAUUGAUCUAAUUGUGAUUAUGAAUUUUGGUUUCCUGGCAAACCAGUGGUCAUUGUUGAGGCAUGAAUGGGCCAUUUCUUGCGUAAUCAAAUAAAGCUUUUCAUUUUGUGA